Harpia harpyja (harpy eagle) is the source of this 1164-nucleotide messenger RNA. Its product is annotated as cytochrome c oxidase assembly factor 1 homolog. The record is from RefSeq and is a predicted model, not a curated record. Lineage: Eukaryota; Metazoa; Chordata; Aves; Accipitriformes; Accipitridae. Gene Ontology annotation, cellular component: mitochondrial inner membrane. Gene Ontology annotation, biological process: mitochondrial respiratory chain complex I assembly; mitochondrial respiratory chain complex IV assembly. Bases 505 to 924 code for a protein of 139 amino acids. The transcript is spliced from 7 exons.
ACACCCGCCGCCACCCUCCCCAACUCUCCGCCGCCCGCCAGCUCCCCCUGCCGCGCCCCGCCAGCAUCACAGGCCGCGGCAAUGGCGGCCCCCACGGCCCACGCGUCAGCCCUUCCGCCGACCGCCGCUGCCGUGGAGUCUAGAUAAGAGCUGUCAGCAGAGCUUUUUAGCUGGAUUGAGGCUACCAACUGAUAUCAAUCUUGAACCACCGUUUUAGAGGAGUGGCACCAAAAAGCCUGUUGUUAUGCUGAGUGCUUUACAGGACAAAUAACACUCCCUGCUUCCUCAGCUGCCUAAAAAUCAAGCCAUAGAUAUUGAGCUUCAAUCUGAAUACGAGCAAUAUUAUCAGUUACUGUUUGGUCUGCAAUAGCACUCAGAAGCUGGAGGUGCUGGUGGGGCUUGGUAGUGCCAGGGGGAGGAGAAGGAAGAGGAGAAAGAGGAAGAAAUGCCUUCUCCAAAGAACCUGCAGCCCCAGCUCCCUCACUCAGGUCUGCGGCAAGAAAAAUGCCAGCUUCUCUAAGAAAACUGCAGCAAAUGGCUGUUUUCAUGGGACUGUUCAGCGGUGGGGGAUGCAUCGUGAUGUAUAAUCUUAUGCAAAAAAGUUUUGCCAGGACCCAGUAUUACCAGCAGGCUUUGGAGCAACUGAACAGCAAUCCUGAUGCCCUGGAAGCCCUGGGUGCCCCCCCUCUUAAGGUUCACAACAUCCGACUGACAGAUGGGAGUAAUCGCGUGGACACAGAAAGAGCACAGAUAAAGUUACCGGUAUCUGGAACAAAGUCAGCGGGGUACCUCUACAUUAACUCAGAGAUGGACCACUCCCGUCAAUGCUGGUGCCUUCAGGAUGUCACCUUGAAACUGCAGGAUGGUCAGAGUAUUCCCGUUUACCACUCCCCCGUGGAAAGCAUUGGUGUGCAAGAAGGCUAAAAAGUCAAAGGCAGCUGCUUCUCCACCUCCUGUUGAGCUGAAGGAGCCAUUAAUCGAUUGCAUCCCACUGUGUCCGUGAAUGUACACAGUUGUCACAAGUGACAAUUUCACUUAAGUGAGUGCUCUCAAGACAAUUUUCUCUCUCUGACUGACCUCAUCAUUGUCAUAAUUGUAAUUUCUUUCUUUUGCUGGUUUAUUCAUGUGUUCAGCAGAAGCCUAAAAUAAAUAUCUUGCAAAAGA